GGAGGGAACGGCGCUAGAGCACACAAUGGUGCAUUGGUAAGGAGAGAUGAAGCAUAUCAUAAUUGCGAUCAUUGCCGUGCUGAGUGUCCUGCACAGGGAUCAGCUGCUGGCCACGGCCAAGGGCUGUCCGCGUCGCUAUCUGAGGCGCAUCAAUGGCAAGUGCUACUAUUUCUCAGUGAAAAAGAUGAACUGGUUUGGUGCUCUCAACAAUUGCCUGCGCAAGGGCCUCACGCUGGCCGAUUUGAGCGAUGCACGAGAUUUUUAUGGCGCCGUCGAGUUUCUCAGCUCCAAGGGCAACACGGAGGACUUUUGGUUUGGCGCCAAUGAUCUGCAAACGGAGGGACGCUUUCAGUAUAUCAGCAAUGGCCGCCUGGUGCGAUACUAUAGCAACUAUAGCAUUGUGGAGCCGGCAGAGCAUUCGGAGUGCGAUGAUUGCCUGGAGGUGCGUAUACGCAACAACUUGACUGUUGUUGCCGAUGACAAUUGCCUGGAACGGCAGUAUUUCAUCUGCUCGGAGCGGUACUGUGAUGUGGCCGUCAGUAAGCCUCGUCAUCACAGUCACGAGCAUUUGCAUCACUUCCAUCACGACAUCGGCGAGGCUAGCGACGCGGAGGGCGAAAUGGAAUUAAAUAAUGCAUCGCCAGAGAAUAUUGAGGAGCAGCAGGCCGAUAAAAACGAAUCAGAGGAGGCAGCCAAUCCGGAAACACCGGUGAAUAACGGUGAUGAAGGAGAAAUGACUACUGAGAGAGGGGAGGACACAACACCAACAGCUGAGGAAGGAGAAACGCCAGCUGCAGGGGGAGACGACGCAGCCCCACCAGCUGAAGGAGGAGAAACGCCAGCUGAAGGAGGAGAAACGCCAGCUGAAGGAGCAGAGGGAGCAGCACCACCAGCUGAAGAAGGAGAAACGCCAGCUGAAGGAGCAGAGGGAGCAGCUCCGCCAGCUGAAGGAGGAGAAGCAGCACCUGCCGAGGGUGCAGCUCCGCCAGCUGAAGGAGGAGAAGCAGCACCUGCCGAGGGUGCAGCUCCGCCUGCUGAAGGAGGAGAAGCAGCACCUGCCGAGGGUGCAGCUCCACCAGCUGAGGGAGGAGAAGCAGCACCCGCCGAGGGUGCAGCUCCACCAGCUGAAGGUGGAGAAGCGCCAGCUGAAGCCGCAGCAGCACCCGCUGAGGGAGGAGAAGCAGCACCUGCCGAGGGUGCAUCUCCGCCAGCUGAAGGAGGAGAAGCAACACCUGCCGAGGGUGCAGCUCCGCCAGCUGAGGGAGGAGAAGCAGCACCUGCCGAGGGUGAGGCUCCACCAGCUGAGGGAGGAGAAGCAGCACCUGCCGAGGGUGAAGCUCCACCAGCUGAAGGUGGAGAAGCGCCAGCUGAAGCCGCAGCUCCACCAGCUGAGGGAGGAGAAGCAGCACCUGCCGAGGGUGAGGCUCCACCAGCCAAAUAGACAGCAUCGGCAUAGGAACUGAUCAAGUAGACGCAUUCGAAAGAAACAAGUUUUACGUGUAAAAAAAAUAAUAAACCAAAUAAAUACAAUAAGCAAAUAAAAA
Messenger RNA from Drosophila montana, 1544 nucleotides. It is a transcript of the gene lectin-46Cb, whose product is annotated as lectin-46Cb. Bases 47 to 1441 code for a protein of 464 amino acids. The record is from RefSeq and is a predicted model, not a curated record. The transcript is spliced from 2 exons. Lineage: Eukaryota; Metazoa; Arthropoda; Insecta; Diptera; Drosophilidae.